GAAGUGCUCGAGUAACUAUCGUUGCACAUAACUGCUUAGGAAGGAAUUGGUCUCAUAAGGUGUGUUACUUUGAUUAAGGUUAAUUUUACCCAGUGCUGGAAUGUAAUUCGAUAUUUCAAUCGAUUUCGGCUCAAUCAUUUUCAUCCAUUGCGCAUUAAAGCACCGUGCGCGUUAAAACUGAACAGUUAAAGAUUCUAAAAUUUUGAAGUAACUUAGAGCUUCUACGGAUCCUGAAAAUUUUAAGGAAUUGUGUGCUUAUUCCUUCCAUAAAGUGUGAUCAUAACUGGAAGAUUCUAAAACAAGAGAAAUUUGUGUAUAGAUCCAGUAGUAUUAGGCAUAAGGUGGAUUCAAAGAUUCGUGGGUGGCCGUCCGCCCCACGCACCCAAGCAUCCACCAUCGGGAUCCUCAUGGAGAACGUGGACCUGGUGAACCGCCAGUUCCUCCACCUGGACAUGGACUACGAUUCCCCACCUUACCAGCACUCGGACCAGGAGAACGUGCGGCAUCGACGCCGUCGUCGCAAGUGCGUCCAGCAGCAAGUCCAGCAGCGGCAGGCAGCCAAUCUGAGGGAGCGUCGUCGCAUGCAGUCCAUCAACGAUGCCUUCGAAGGCCUGCGGGCCCACAUCCCAACCCUGCCCUACGAAAAGAGACUCUCAAAGGUGGACACCCUCAGGCUGGCCAUCGGAUAUAUCAGCUUCCUCAGCGAGCUUGUCAAUUCGGGGAGGCAUCCUGCCGAUCCUCUACAGAGCCAGGCUGCAGAACAACCCAAGAAAGUCAUCAUACAGUGUACGAGAGGUGCUCCAGGUGGUUAUGUGCCUCUAGCUGGUCACUCUCUCUCGUGGUCAAGUGAGAAGCCGAGCCUACAGAACGGAAACGUCAUGGUGGCGAAAGUGUGGACGCCCGAAGAUCCGAGGCGUCACAAAUCAGAAAACAGCUCGUCCCUCGGCUCUUCGUAAGAAAGCCAAUGACAGUACAAAAAUGUUCUCAAAGAAAAACUAGUCAGAAUUGAGUGACUUCAGUUAUGUGAUUAUGAUGCACGUGCUUGCCGUGAAGAACUUUGUUCUUCAGACGCAGAUGGCUCGAAAAUAUUCUUAGCUGCAUUCUGCAUCUGCUUUUGAAGAAAGAUGGCUUUUCUAUGGAUGUACAUAAAUAAAAAAAGCUCUGCGAACAUUUAUGAAUAAAGGAUCUACUUACGUUUUUGUAUAGUUUAGACACUGUGAAUUCUUCUCACGCUUUGCUUGCGUGGAGUAGUAAUUUGUUGAAGGCUCACUGUUAUGUAAUAGGUUAAAAUAAUAAUACUAUUGCUAAAAAUCA
Molecule: messenger RNA, 1314 nt
Organism: Stegodyphus dumicola
Lineage: Eukaryota; Metazoa; Arthropoda; Arachnida; Araneae; Eresidae
Product: pancreas transcription factor 1 subunit alpha-like
Biological process (GO): regulation of transcription by RNA polymerase II; developmental process
Molecular function (GO): RNA polymerase II transcription regulatory region sequence-specific DNA binding; DNA-binding transcription factor activity, RNA polymerase II-specific; protein dimerization activity
Source: RefSeq, a predicted model, not a curated record